Molecule: messenger RNA, 1232 nt
Organism: Mesocricetus auratus (golden hamster)
Lineage: Eukaryota; Metazoa; Chordata; Mammalia; Rodentia; Cricetidae
Gene: Grxcr2
Product: glutaredoxin and cysteine rich domain containing 2
Exons: 3
Coding region: 1-852 (283 amino acids)
Biological process (GO): sensory perception of sound
Cellular component (GO): microvillus; stereocilium shaft; stereocilium base
Source: RefSeq, a predicted model, not a curated record
AUGCCCCUUUCUCAGAGCUGGGUUCCACUGGCUACUUGGAAGCCUGGAAACCGCAGCGAGAACUUUCUGCUGAUGGAGGACCCCGACCAGAAACUGACGCAGAAGAGCGACGACAAACCCAGGAAACUGACGCAGAAGAGCGACGACAAACCCAGGAAAGUACGCUUCAAAAUCUCCUCUUCCUACAGUGGCCGAGUGUUGAAGCAGGUCUUUGAGGAUGGGCAGGAAUUAGAGUCACCCAAAGAGGAAUACCCUCACAGUUUUCUGCAGGAGGCCCUUGAACCAAUGGAUGGUGUUCGUGGGUCAGGAGAGGUCCCCAAGCCCCAGCUGUACUCCCCUAAACUGACCGCUCAGAGGAUCAGUGUGUUCCGAGACAGCAGUGCCUAUGCUCUGGCGGGCAGCCAGCCUCUGUUCAAUGACUACAAGGCAAACGACCAUAAGCCUCUACCUAUUAUAGACUUUGGGAAGAUAAUCAUCUACACAAACAACCUGAAAAUCAUCCGAACCCCAAUGGACAAAAGGGACUUCAUGAGGAAAAUCCUCCAGAAGGAAGAGGUUGCUGAGGAAGAGGCUCUGAUGAGCACAGGAGAAAGCGAUGGAGACAGGGAGCAAAAUGCCAGCCCCCUGCUGGAGACCGAAGGCACGUUUCUCCAUAAUCAGCACACACAGGAUGGGUUGGUCCCUGAGGACAGCUGUCUCCACUGCCAGGGGUCCGGUAUCGCCACCUGUUCUCUGUGCCAUGGCAGCAAGUUCUCAAUGCUGGCUAACAGAUUCAAGGAGUCCUAUCGAGCUCUCAGGUGCCCAGCCUGCAACGAGAAUGGCCUGCAGCCUUGUCGAAUUUGCAGCACCUAGCCCUGCUUUUAUUGCGCUCUCAGAUGCUACUCCUAAUAAAGCAACUCUCUCCCUCCUGCUUCUCUCUGAAAGGGAGCUACUGCAGCAGCAAUCACUCCUACCACUAGCAAAUCUCAAGUUAUUUGAUGACAUUUUGUGAAGCUUGUGACAUCUCUACAUGGGUCUAAGUAACAGGGGCAUUUUUGAAUUAGAAUCUGCUUUGAAACUGGCUCUAAAAUUACCCCUCCAGGACCACGUGCAUGCAUCUCCCCUGAUUUAGCUCAGUCUUCCCCUUGCACCGGUGAACAAAUAAAUAAAUGUGCACUUCAGGCAGUAGGCUGAAGUCAUUUUCCAGGCUGGGAGUUAUUUUGCAAAAUUAUGUGGUGAGAAAGGAAUAAAGA